UAUAUAGCGGCUAUGGAUUUCUUAAUGAUUCCCACAACGACAAAAGUAGUUAAGAUCAUGUUGCGUAGUGGUCAUUUCCAUGGUGUGAAAUAUAGUCUUUCUAUCUAUUUAUUUGUCUUGGUACUUUGCACUUGUGUAACGUUUUCAAUUGUAUUCUGUAGGAGAUGUAACAAUGCUUUAACAGUAGACCAACCUGUUUGUUCCAGCUGGACAAAUAGUGAGGUUUUACAAAAGGCCUUGUAUGCUUCUCAAGUUGUUUUGGAACAAAAGCAAAAAGGUUUUACGAGAUAUGUGCCCAGCAUAAUUCACCAAAUGUGGUAUUCAGAUAAGGAAACGAGAGUUCCUCUACAUCUCAAGAGGUCUUUGGAGAGUUUUUCCAACAUGAAUCCUGAUGCAACUCACCUUUUUUGGAGAAAAGCAGAUCUACUUGAAUUUGUGAUGAGAUUCUAUCCUUCUCUAAGCAGUUUAUUUCUCAAAUUGCCCAAAACUAUCUUGAAAGUGGACUUGUUACGCUUUUUAUUGCUCUUGCACUUUGGAGGAGUAUAUUCCGAUAUCGAUACAUUAUGUCAAAAACCAGUCUCUGAUUGGACUCUUGGAGAUGAGAAUGUGUCUGUCAUUAUUGGAUAUGAAGGUGGACUUUGGGAAUUUCCAGGUUGGGAACAGGAAACUUCAGAGAAGCCUUUUGCAAGAGAUGUGCAACUGACUACGUGGACUGUGGCUUCAAUGCCUUAUCAUCCAUUGAUCGCUAACAUGGUUCAUAUCUGUAUUCAAAAACUUGUCCAAAUGAAGACUGAUGAUUUGAAAACUUAUGAUGUAAUGGACUUUGCUGGUCCUGGUGCUUGGACAGAUGCAGUAUUGGAAUAUAUUAGUCCUUUUGGUUAUUCUGGAGAUGAUAUAUAUGCAACAAAAGUACCGUUAAAAGUACAAGACAUUUACAUAUUGCCUGCUGCAGGUUUCGAUUGGAAUCAUAACGGUGACCCAAAGUUGGCAUGUAUUCGUCAUCUUUUUGUUGGAUCAUGGAAACGUCGACAAUAAGAAUACUUGAGCUUUUACUAUUUCUUUAUUCUAUAUACAAUAGGAAUAGUUUUAUAUUUGUUUUAUGAAUAUUGACUGUCCAAAUUCUCAAUAGCACUUGCAGUUAUUUUAUUAUUUGCUAAUAAAGUUCAGGUUUAUGCUUUCAUGUUAAGAAAAAGAUGUUUCCAUAG
Messenger RNA from Galdieria sulphuraria, 1205 nucleotides. RefSeq names its product alpha-1,6-mannosyltransferase. Gene Ontology annotation, biological process: protein N-linked glycosylation. NCBI's taxonomy places the organism in Eukaryota, Rhodophyta, Bangiophyceae, Galdieriales, Galdieriaceae. Gene Ontology annotation, cellular component: mannan polymerase complex. The transcript has a single exon. Gene Ontology annotation, molecular function: alpha-1,6-mannosyltransferase activity. The record is from RefSeq and is a predicted model, not a curated record. Bases 25 to 1035 code for a protein of 336 amino acids.